Molecule: messenger RNA, 454 nt
Organism: Paramuricea clavata
Lineage: Eukaryota; Metazoa; Cnidaria; Anthozoa; Malacalcyonacea; Plexauridae
Source: the annotation of a GenBank genome assembly
AUGAACGUGAUCAACGAUGACACCUACGAAGUGGAAAGUGCUAAGAAGAAAAUUAAGUUGGACUUACCACUACAGGUAUGUAUUGCAUGAUCAUUUUGUCAUUAGAAAUAUAAAUUAAUAAAUUAUUCUUAUUUUACAGGUGGGGUUCUUCGUGUACCAGUAUGCGAAACUCCGAAUGUUACAGUUUUACUACGACUGCUUAGAUACAUACCUUGACCGUUCCGAUUAUGAGUAUUGCGAGAUGGAUACAGACAGUGCCUAUAUCGCUAUUAGUGGUGAAAGUGUUGAAGAAUUGGUCAAGCCUGGUUUAAGAGAGGCGUUUGAGAACGAUAAAUGUAACUGGUUUCCUCGCUCCGAUACAACUGAACAUGUAAAAUACGACAGGAGAAAACCGGGAUUGUUUAAAGUAGAAUGGGAAGGGGAUGGAAUUGUGUCUUUAUGUAGUAAGACGUAA